CUUUCUCUUCAAAUUUUCAAGAUCCAAUUUUUCUUUUCAUCUGUUUUUUGAACCCUUUUACCAAAAUAAUUGGAAGCAGAGAAAGAGAAAUGGAUCCGGAUUCAGUUAAAUCAACGUUGUCUAAUUUAGCAUUCGGGAAUGUUAUGGCAGCAGCUGCUCGUGAUUAUCAAAAGGAGCUGCUUGCCCAAGAGAAGGCACAAUCAUCAGCUUCGGCCAACGAUGAGGUUGACCUGGAUGAGCUGAUGGAUGAUCCUGAGCUGGAAAAAUUGCAUGCAGAUAGGAUUGCUGCUCUCAAGAAAGAAGCUGAGAAGCGAGAAGCGAUGAAGAGGCAAGGGCAUGGAGAGUACAGGGAGAUUACUGAAGGAGAUUUCUUGGGUGAAGUCACCGGAAGUGAGAAAGUGAUUUGCCACUUCUACCAUAAGGAAUUCUAUCGAUGCAAGAUAAUAGAUAAGCAUUUAAAAGCCCUUGCACCAAAGCAUCUGGAUACAAAGUUCAUCAAGCUGGAUGCUGAGAAUGCUCCUUUCUUUGUUACCAAACUUGCAGUCAAAACUUUGCCUUGUGUUAUAAUUUUCAGAAAAGGGGUUGCUGUAGAUAGGUUAGUUGGGUUUCAAGAUCUUGGGGGGAAAGAUGAUUUUGCUACAAGGACACUUGAGGUUUUUCUGAUAAAGAAAGGUAUAAUUAGUGAGAAGAAAAAAGAUGAUGAGGAUGACGUUUAUGACGAGAGUAGGCGCAGAUCAGUGAGAUCUUCUGUGAAUCAUAAUUCUGAUUCCGACUGAAAAAGAAAAGGAAAACGAAAGAAAUUUACUGUCUUCUAUCAGGUUCCUUAUCUCAAGAAGUGCAGUUUGAAUUCUCAAAUCAAUAGCAACAUGUUCAUAACGGAUGCUAAGAACUAUUAUUUACGGGCGCCGGCCUUCAUUGCGUGAUUCUAUGAGUUUGAAGUUUUAAUUGUAUCGAAAAGAGAGGAAGUUUGACUGGCAGACUAUUCUCUAUGUGACAUUUUUUAGUUAUGAUUUAUUGCCGUAAAGGUCAUCGAUGUAUGGCUGUACUAUUUGCCUGGUUAUGUAUCAAGUCAUACAUCUUUGUUGACGUUCAAUUGCUGUAGUAAUUUGCCGCAAGUUUUUAGCAUUUCAUACUUAUGAAUGAUUU
Hibiscus syriacus is the source of this 1146-nucleotide messenger RNA. RefSeq names its product thioredoxin domain-containing protein PLP3B-like. The transcript is spliced from 9 exons. NCBI's taxonomy places the organism in Eukaryota, Viridiplantae, Streptophyta, Magnoliopsida, Malvales, Malvaceae. The coding region runs from base 90 to 776 and encodes 228 amino acids. Gene Ontology annotation, cellular component: cytoplasm. The record is from RefSeq and is a predicted model, not a curated record.